Molecule: messenger RNA, 2106 nt
Organism: Astyanax mexicanus (Mexican tetra)
Lineage: Eukaryota; Metazoa; Chordata; Actinopteri; Characiformes; Acestrorhamphidae
Product: endonuclease domain-containing 1 protein-like
Exons: 3
Coding region: 13-1149 (378 amino acids)
Molecular function (GO): nucleic acid binding; hydrolase activity; metal ion binding
Source: RefSeq, a predicted model, not a curated record
CAGUGAUGACAAAUGCAUUCCUGUACAAUAUAUACAGCAUUUUCAUACCUGACCAUAAAGCUCUGCACUGGUCCCAGCCGUGACAGAUAUUCUCUUGCUUGUCAAGUCACACUCUUCCCAGUAUUCCAGAUCUUCAUCAUGAUCCUCUUCACUCCUGGGCUGCUGCUGCUGCUGCUACUGUUGGCUCUCUCUGGAUGUUUCAGCGAAGUUGUAGAUGAUUUUUUGAAUAAGUGCCCUCAGUUCUUCGCUAACCCUGGAAAAACUGUUUGUACUCCAACCGUGUUUCCCGACAAAAAUCGUUACAAAAAAAUCUGCCAGUCUUUAUACGAAGAGCAAGGUGUAUAUGUAUAUGAAUAUGCAACUCUGUAUGACACAGCAAACAAGAUUCCUGUCUACUCAGCCUACAAGUUUGAAGGUAAAAUAGAUUGUACAAGAGAUGACACCUGGUACUUUGAACCCCAGCUUGACAACCCUAAAGCCGAAGGAACAAUGAAACGUGACAACAAUGCGGACUUGUUAUCAAACCAGUCUGUCAGCAAAGACUACAUUAAAUCUGGCUUUCAUAAAGGACACCUGGCUCCAGUCUCACAUGCCAGGACCCAGGAAUGCUCAGAUGCCACUUUUACCCUCACCAACGCCGCUCCACAAAACGGUAGUUUCAACAGUGGAAAAUGGAGGGUGACAGAGGCAAAAGUAGCUGAGAUUCUGGAAGAGAAGUGCGCAGGAAAUUCAAGGUACAUUGUUACCGGGGUGGUUCCUGGCACAAAAAAAAUCAACAACAGAGUUCGUAUCCCCAGUUUCUUCUGGACCGCUUACAUCUGCCUAGACAACAACCAGCAAGUGAUCACUGCAGGUGCCUUUCUAGGAGAGAACCGAAAUGACAUCCCGGUCUCAGAGCUUUACAUUUCCUCGCUUGAAUCAGCUUUAGAUUCUCUCUACAAGACACGUUUUUCUAUCUUUUGUGGAUAUCCUAAAGAGAUUGAGGGCAGUUUCAGUUCAGCUGAAAAUCAGAUGCGGCUGCGUGUGCUUUGGUGUCAGAAGUGUUCACCAGCAUAUAACAGAAAAAAAUGUGUCGAAAAUGUCCUGCAUUCCUUCUUACGUGCUAAAAAUAAAAGGUGUGUGGGCAAGAAACUAAUACAUAUACAGUAAGACCCCAUCCACACGUAUCCAGACAUUUAUCCAUCUACACGUAUUAAUUUUUUAAAAACUGAGGAAUUAGAAUCCCUCCAUUUAAAAUGUCCAAGAAAAUGUACCCAUCGUCAAAGGAAUAGUUUCAAAAAUAGCUGCACCCAGUAGGACGUGUAGAAUGUGAUUUCAGUGCAAUUCAGAAGGAAUAUAAAGGAGAUAAAGGUUACCAGGAACAAUAAAUAAUUAAAAUAAUUUGACUUAUAUUGGGAACCCUAGAUCAUAUUUACUUGAGUUACACAGAAGUAGUGUGUAAUGCAUGUGUGACACAAAAUGCCAGAUCUCUCAGCAAUGAGUUGUUGAGGUUCCUAAUUGUGUCCUGCGCAGUAUUUAUGCAGUUCUUGCAGAUUUUGCUGUAGGGUAGGGGUGUUGAUUACCUGUCAAACAACAAUUACAAAGACAAGUACAAAUAACAAGCACAAAUACUUUGUUACCUUAAUUAAGUCAAAAUUUUAGUUAUCUGUACUUUACAGUAAAUAUUUUUCAAUUGAAUUAUUACUUCUACUUCUACUACAUUUUCACACAAUUAUCUGAGUGAAUCUGAUUGUGGUUGGCUGACAUGCCUUAUUGGUUUAUACUAUGAUCCAUCACACCUGCACAUGUCCCCCCAUUCACGUUGCAUUAGGCUGUCAAAGUGCCUGUGACAAAAAAAUAUCAAAUGUAAUCUGGCAUUGAUGAUCUUCGCAUUGACCAUGGUGCCUCCAAACCAAAGUCCUUAUAGGCAAGUCAGUUAACAUGGUAGCCAACUUUGCAAUGGGUUUGAUGCUUCUUUCCAGUCACGCAAGACCAGCCCUGCAUCAGGACUUUAUCCUUGAAUGGACGCAAUGAUUAGCGUUACGAGAAAUCACAUUUAUACUGCAGUUAGUGGCCUCAUGCAGACUCCAACAACAGAUUUGUUGGUUGUCGCCAUUAAGAAAAAAG